GUUGAAACCGUGCAGUCAUACAGAUUCUCUAUUCUCAUCAUCAGCAUGCCAUUCCUCAAGGGCCUUGUCCACUUUGUCCAAUUAGCACUUUUCCUCGGUCAAGGUCCAUCUUCCGGUGAGGCAGCCAGCCUUCCAACCCGAGCGGACAAUAGUCGCACUGUUGCCCCUGCGAAUUGUAUUGUGGUAAAACCUAGUGGUGCUAGUGCAUCAGAGUUCACCAGUCUACAAGCUGCCGUCAACUCUAUCGGUUCAUCUACUAAGCCCGCGUGUAUCUUCCUCGACUCGGGAACUUACAAUGAGCGAGUGGAGAUCAAGGUCAAAGCACCCUUGACCCUCUAUGGGUCAACCACCGACACUGGAAGCUAUAAGAAGAACACCGUCGUUAUCCAGAAUACUCUUGGGUCACAAGAUGCGGGCUCUUUAGAUGCAAGCUCAACCGUUAAUCUUAGGUCCAAUGAUUUCGCCGCGUACAACAUUGACUUCGUCAACGGGUAUACAGCUGGACAGGCUGUUGCCUUGACGGCAAAUGGCAACAAAACCGGAUUUUACGGCUGCUCUUUCAAGUCGUACCAGGAUACUCUGUAUGUCAAGGCUGGAUGGAUGUACUACUCCAACUGUUAUAUCGAGGGCGCGGUUGAUUACAUCUUUGGCAACGGCCAUGCAUGGAUAGGCGAAUCCACUAUUGCCUCUAAUGGACCGGGCUACAUCACUGCAUCAUCUCGGACCGAACCAACCGACACCUCACGUUAUAUCAUCGAUCACAGCACGAUCACAUCUACCGGCACCCAAGAUCUGACCAACAAAGUCUACCUCGGACGUCCUUGGAGAGUCAACGCACGAGUGAUGUACCAGUACAGCAUUCUGACAAAUGUCGUGAGACCAGAGGGCUACUCACCCAUGGCCGAAGGCGCAACACCUGUCUUCCAAGAGUUCGAAAACACUGGUGCUGGUGCCGAUACUUCGCAGAGAAAGUACUUCACCCCAUCGGAUAAAGCUCUGACGAAGCAGGAUCUUUGGGGAGCUGAUUUCAAGUGGUAUGAUGCGAGCUACUAGUGCUUGAGGUCUAGAUAUAUGAGAGAUAGGGAAUAAUACUACGCAAGAACACCCUCUUGGCUUGCU
This is a messenger RNA of Fusarium oxysporum Fo47, 1119 nucleotides long. RefSeq names its product pectin lyase fold/virulence factor. Lineage: Eukaryota; Fungi; Ascomycota; Sordariomycetes; Hypocreales; Nectriaceae. The record is from RefSeq and is a predicted model, not a curated record. Gene Ontology annotation, molecular function: pectinesterase activity. The coding region runs from base 46 to 1053 and encodes 335 amino acids. Gene Ontology annotation, biological process: cell wall modification. The transcript is spliced from 7 exons.